Numida meleagris (helmeted guineafowl) is the source of this 4178-nucleotide messenger RNA. RefSeq names its product ELKS/RAB6-interacting/CAST family member 2 (gene ERC2). Gene Ontology annotation, biological process: neuromuscular synaptic transmission; maintenance of presynaptic active zone structure; regulation of synaptic plasticity. Gene Ontology annotation, cellular component: cytoskeleton of presynaptic active zone. The transcript is spliced from 21 exons. Lineage: Eukaryota; Metazoa; Chordata; Aves; Galliformes; Numididae. The coding region runs from base 567 to 3428 and encodes 953 amino acids. The record is from RefSeq and is a predicted model, not a curated record. Gene Ontology annotation, molecular function: structural constituent of presynaptic active zone.
CUGACUCUCACGGCCGUACGAGCCGCCUGCGAAGAGGAGGAAGGCGGACGGCCCUGCUCUCUCCAACACCCGCAGCAGGGCCGGGGAGCAGCGCCCGCCUCGCCCCUCCCUGCCUGCCUGGCGGGAACGCCCGCUCCCAGCGCUGCCCGAGGGCGGAGGCCGGCGCGCGGCCGUCCCGGGCAGGUCCCAUCAGCGCCCCGCGGCUGCUUCACGGGGUCACUGUGCUGGUUUCCCGGUGUCAGGCAGUCCCCAGCUCACUGCUGGUAGGGCUGGGCGGUGUUUUCUUCACCUGCCCUGUGGGAAAACGAAGGGUUUUGAAGCUCCCAUCCGUCUGAGCAGUGCCUUGUCCUCGUUUCUUCCUUCCCUGCACCCAAAAGAGAAAAGAUGCCUUUUUAAGAUCUGCCUUUGCACACGGGGAGCGUGUGGCGGUAUCUGAAUUGGAAGGAUUUUUGCCUACUGGAAGAAUGCAGUGAAACUGCCAAUAUUUCUAGCUGGAAUUAUACAUUUAAUAUUCAACUUUAGUCUUACUAGUUUCUUACUAAAUAGUACCUCAAAGUAGAAGAAAGAUGUACGGAAGUGCAAGAACAAUCAGCAACUUAGAAGGAAGUCCUUCCAGGUCUCCUCGUUUGCCAAGAUCUCCUCGCCUGGGCCAUAGGCGAACAAGUAGUGGAGGAGGAGGAGGAACAGGUAAGACGUUAUCAAUGGAGAACAUCCAGUCCCUUAAUGCAGCCUAUGCAACAUCUGGACCAAUGUAUCUGAGUGACCAUGAAGGUGUAGCUUCUACUACUUUCCCAAAGGGCACAAUGACUCUUGGAAGGGCUACAAAUCGAGCUGUGUAUGGUGGUCGAGUCACAGCUAUGGGAAGCAGUCCUAAUAUUGCUUCAGCUGGACUGUCCCACACAGAUGUCCUUUCUUACACUGAUCAACACGGAGGUCUGACCACAUCUUCACACCAUCAUCACCAUCAGGUUCCUUCUAUGCUGAGACAGGUUAGAGAUAGUACUAUGUUAGACCUGCAGGCUCAGCUUAAAGAACUACAGAGGGAGAAUGAUCUUCUCAGAAAAGAACUAGACAUUAAAGACAGCAAGCUGGGAUCCUCCAUGAAUAGCAUCAAAACUUUCUGGAGUCCUGAAUUAAAGAAAGAAAGAGUAUUGAGGAAGGAAGAAGCAGCCAGAAUGUCAGUUCUUAAAGAGCAAAUGAGAGUUUCCCAUGAAGAAAAUCAGCAUCUGCAAAUGACAAUCCAGGCACUUCAAGAUGAGCUUAGAACCCAGAGAGACCUUAAUCAUCUUCUCCAGCAAGAAAGUGGAAACCGAGGUGCUGAGCAUUUUACUAUUGAGCUAACAGAGGAGAAUUUUCGUAGACUUCAAGCAGAACAUGAUAGGCAAGCAAAGGAGCUUUUCCUGUUAAGAAAAACUCUAGAAGAAAUGGAGCUGAGGAUUGAAACACAAAAACAAACACUAAAUGCUAGAGAUGAAUCAAUAAAAAAGCUUCUGGAAAUGUUGCAAAGUAAAGGUUUGCCCUCUAAAGGAAUGGAAGAUGAUAAUGAGAGAACUCGAAGGAUGGCAGAAGCUGAAUCUCAGGUUAAUCAUUUAGAAGUGAUAUUAGACCAGAAGGAGAAGGAAAACAUACAUCUUAGAGAGGAAUUACAUAGAAGAACUCAACUUCAGCCCGAGCCAGCAAAGACGAAGGCUCUUCAAACAGUUAUUGAAAUGAAGGAUACAAAAAUAGCUUCACUUGAGCGCAAUAUAAGAGACCUUGAAGAUGAAAUACAGAUGUUAAAGACAAAUGGAGUUCUGAAUACAGAGGAUCGAGAAGAAGAAAUCAAACAAAUAGAAGUUUACAAGAGUCACUCAAAGUUCAUGAAAAAUAAGAUUGAUCAGCUGAAACAAGAACUCUCAAAGAAAGAAUCAGAACUUCUUGCCUUACAAACUAAGCUUGAAACCCUUAGCAAUCAGAAUUCAGAUUGCAAGCAACACAUUGAAGUGCUUAAAGAGUCACUUACUGCCAAAGAACAGAGAGCUGCCAUACUUCAGACAGAGGUUGAUGCCUUGCGGUUACGAUUGGAAGAAAAAGAAACAUUUCUCAAUAAAAAAACAAAACAACUUCAAGACCUCACAGAAGAGAAAGGAACCCUGGCUGGAGAGAUUCGAGAUAUGAAAGACAUGUUGGAAGUAAAAGAAAGGAAAAUUAAUGUCCUUCAGAAAAAGAUUGAAAAUCUACAGGAGCAACUUAGGGACAAAGACAAACAACUAACUAAUCUAAAGGACAGAGUGAAGUCAUUGCAGACAGAUUCUAGUAACACAGACACAGCACUAGCAACCUUAGAAGAAGCUCUAUCAGAAAAGGAAAGAAUAAUAGAGCGCUUGAAGGAGCAAAGGGAGCGAGAUGACAGAGAAAGACUUGAAGAAAUUGAAUCUUAUAAAAAAGAAAACAAAGACUUGAAGGAGAAAGUGAAUGCUUUACAAGCUGAGCUGACAGAAAAAGAGUCUAGUUUAAUCGAUCUCAAAGAACAUGCAUCUUCAUUGGCAUCAGCAGGGCUGAAAAGAGACUCCAAACUUAAGUCUUUAGAAAUAGCCAUAGAACAAAAGAAAGAAGAGUGUAGUAAGUUGGAAGCACAGUUGAAAAAGGCUCAUGAGGCCGAAGAGGAGGCACGAAUGAAUCCAGAAUUUGCAGACAGAAUGAAACAGCUUGACAAGGAGGCAUCAUACUAUAGAGAAGAAUGUGGCAAAGCUCAGGCUGAGGUUGACAGACUUCUAGAAAUUCUCAAGGAAGUAGAGAAUGAGAAGAAUGACAAAGAUAAGAAAAUUGCUGAGUUAGAAAGACACAUGAAGGACCAGAAUAAGAAGGUUGCCAAUCUGAAGCACAAUCAGCAACUGGAGAAAAAAAAGAAUGCACAACUGUUGGAAGAAGUUCGUAGACGAGAGGACAACAUGACAGACAACUCUCAACAUUUACAAGUGGAAGAACUGAUGAAUGCAUUGGAAAAGACUAGACAAGAAUUAGAUUCUACCAAAGCCCGUCUUGCCUCAACACAGCAGUCUUUGGCUGAGAAGGAAGCACAUCUGGCUAACCUAAGAAUAGAGAGGAGAAAACAACUUGAAGAAAUUCUAGAAAUGAAACAGGAAGCAUUGCUUGCUGCAAUUAGUGAAAAAGAUGCAAACAUUGCCUUGCUUGAACUGUCUGCUUCGAAGAAAAAGAAGACUCAGGAGGAAGUAAUGGCUCUUAAAAGAGAGAAGGACAGAUUAGUACAUCAGUUAAAACAGCAGACACAAAACAGAAUGAAACUGAUGGCUGAUAACUAUGAUGAUGACCAUCACCACUACCACCACCACCACCAUCACCACCAUCACCGAUCUCCUGGGAGGCCACAACACUCCAACCACAGACCCUCUCCAGAUCAGGAUGAUGAGGAGGGUAUAUGGGCAUAGCCGUUCCUAUAAACCAAAGUUCCAGUUUUAUUUUGAGGGAUGAUCCAGUCACUGUUGGAGGCACAUAGCCACGGCAAAAUCUCAUGCUGUACAUUGAUCACCUGUCCAACCUUUGCCUAGAGUGUGAUCCCCAGUUCCUUCAAGAGAUCCAUCUUUACCUGUCUAUAAAGAAGAAGAGGAGGAGGGAGACAUCUGGGAUAUUCAAGUAUCAAAGUUUAACACCAGAGCAGUUGUCAGAGGAACUAGUGAAAGAGGAAGAAAAAAUGUAGCACUGGAAAGUAACGAUGAUAAUCUAUUGCAUUGGAUCUCCAAACAUGACCAUGAUAUCCUGGAGAAGAUCACAGAUGCAGAAAAUGAAUGCUAAGACCUGCUGCAGUUUUCCACGACUGUCUUGUUCUGUGUUCAGACAGCGCUGGUAUCGGGGCUCUUGUCCCGCUCCGAUGGAAGCACACCGGUGGUGUUCCCUCACACGAUCCUUCCUGCACUGAGGGCAGCUCCUCCUUGCUCCCAAAGGACACAAAGUACCAUAUGCAGUCCUUGAAAACUGUUUUGAAGGAAUCUGUGAUUCUUCAUCUGCUUUGCCAUCUUCUCCAAAGGUGUGUUGAGGACUUCGCACAACGUGGAAGGAGGCACAUAAGACAAAGAACGCUCCCCCCAGAACUAUUCUGGUCUCAGGGACAGGACUGUCAAUAUCCAAUCCUCUACAAAUGGCAAGUAUUAAGUCCAGUAUAUUGAAGAGAUUCACCCUAC